This is a messenger RNA of Zootermopsis nevadensis, 2914 nucleotides long. RefSeq lists its product as uncharacterized. Gene Ontology annotation, molecular function: protein binding. Lineage: Eukaryota; Metazoa; Arthropoda; Insecta; Blattodea; Termopsidae. Gene Ontology annotation, biological process: ERAD pathway. The record is from RefSeq and is a predicted model, not a curated record.
UGAUGAUAGUCUGUGAUCGACAUUGCAGAGUGUUGUGUGCUAAAUACUGUAUAUGACACAUAUUUUGUAGGAGCACAGAAGUGAGAUAAUUUUUAUUACAACUAUUUGAAUUUGUAUAAUUCUCAUACGAUUACCUGGUACUUGGAAGUAUAUUAGUGAACUCUCAUGUAGUGCCUGUUGAUGACACUGCAAUCCAGAUCUGGGUAGAUAAAAAUAUCGAUUGGAAGGCGUAAUUAGACAUGACAUUAAUAGAGGGGGUGGGAGAUGAAGUAACCCAGUUUUUUGUGCUGGUUUUUAUUGUAUUGGUUGGACUUAUUGCAUGGUGGUCAACCAGUAUUGUUGAUCAGCCUCUAAUACGCACUGUCUUGAUUCUUGAACGGAGAGCUAGGCAUCGUAUUGAACCAGCUCCAACAUCACCAGCAAACUCUUCUCUUGAUAACAGUAUUGACACUGGCCAGAUUGGAGCACCAAGCCCCAACAAUGAAAAUCAACAGGAAAUAGAUGGUGGUGCAGCUUGUCAGAUAAACAAAGAAGCUGCUAAUUUAUCAUCUCCAUUGGUUGCUUCCAGCAGUUCUCAGAAUUUGAAUGAUAAUCAAACCUGUGAACUCCCUGAAACCAGCAACAGUAUUUUAAAUGAGAGGAGCAUCUCCAAUGAGUACUUCCAAAGUAGUUCAUCUCCUGUUUCAGCCACAGGGGAUGGGGACAGUUUUGCUGAAGGUGACAACCAAGAUGAUGUUCAAUCUUUUAGCUCAGCUACAAAUAAUACAGAUUCCUAUCUUCUUAGAAGGAGGCGUUUAGCUUUUUUCCAGAGCAGACAAGUGACCCUAUUAGAUUCUCCUGUUACUGAUGGACAAGUACUUUCAGCUUCUAGCUCAACUGACACUGAUAACAUUGAUACUGUUAGUAGCACAAAUAAUGAACAAGGACCCACAUUUGUUUCACCUGAAACCAGUGAUGAUAUACCAGAAACUGGGAGCAUACGAAUACGACUUAAGUAUCUUAAUGACGAUCAGAAAUUGGUAGAUGGAAGGCUGCAUGAACAACUGGGAGACUUCAAGAGGCGUCACUUUCAUCUUGAGCUGGCUACUGACAAAUUAGUUCGUCUCAUCUUUAAAGGGCAGGUACUGCAGAGUGAUAGCGAGACCUUGCAAGGCUAUGGGUUGUUUGACAACUGCGUAGUACAUUGUCUUGUGCACCAGCAGCGCUCUCGGUCCAUGAAUCGAGCUGUCGCCACUGAGAACCAGUCAGCACAAGAUUCAUCAACUAACUCCAACACUGCAGGAGAUGCAGCUCCUCAAAGGGACUGGGAUUUGGGAAAUGUUCUGUUUGUUUCUUUGAGUGUUCUGUUGGGUCUUGCAUGGUACUGUCGCUAUCAGUAUGCCCAGCUGUUUAAUGCUACUACUACAGUUGCGCUGGUAGGGCUUACAGGAAUCCUUACUGUGUCUCUUAUUGGAAUCUAUCUUCCAGACCAAGAUAGUGUCAGGCAAUAAACUUUUAUUUUGUAAAAGUUUUAGGUGGGUAAAUCCACUCACCUGCUGGCAGAUUAAAAGAGGUACUCUUCCAAUAUUAAGUCCCCUAGGAUGAUCUGUAUAUCUGCAUUUGCUAACAGUACAUUGGAUGAAAAAUUAUCCUCUUAAUGGAAUAUUAAAUAUACUAUUAAACAACAAUUAUGAUUGGCAGGAUUGACCACAUAGGAACUUGUGCCACUGUUAACACUUGUCAGAUCCAAAAUUGUGUUUUUUCACCAAACAAGAAAAUAAGUAACAGCAUACUUAAGAUUGACAUGAAAUAUAAAAGUUUACAAAAAGAAGAAAUGGUAAUCAAGAUGCCAGAAAGACAUAUGAGAUUAUCACAGCAGUGAAAAUGAGGAUUGUGAUCUGGGUUUUGCCCCAUGUAACUGUCUAGGUGGUUAACAACAUUUCAGAGGACAGUUCUACCUGAAGGUGGUGAUACAUAUUCCUCUGAGAUGUUGGCGGACACCUAUAAAACUACACCAUCAUAAUCCAGAAGACCAUACUCUCCUGGAAGGUAGAAUAUUUGUUUCAUUUGUCAGUACAGCCCUCUUCCAAAUAAAUUUGGAUCUUGUUGUGCAAGCCACCAAUUUUUACUGUGGGUACACAAAUUAAAACUGCAAAUACAUAAAGUUAUGUACUGUGAUCAGCAAAAAUGAAUACGUAAUUUGUAAGGGAUUGCUGGUCCAGUAUAUACAUUUUAUUUAUUUUCACAAAUAAGAUAUUUUGGUAACUGAUCCUGCAGAUGUAAAAUAUAUUGUCAACUUAGUUCUUUGGAAGAUAAUUUUCUAUUGAAGUCUACAACUUGUUCUCAUCCUAUUCUUGUAAAAUAAUUUUCAAAACUGAGAACAUUGCAAAGGGGUUAUGAAGAGUGUUCUUUCUGUAUUACUUUGAAAGCUUUAAAAAAUUUUACUCUACAAGCAAUUGCUAUAAAAUGGAGAAUCACUGUGUAACUUUCUGUCGUAGGGCUUUGAAACAUUCUGAAAUUCUGCUUAUAACAUGAAUAUUGCACCUCUGACAGUACCCACUAUGUGUCACCUAUUAACAUUUUAACCAUCUGCAGAGAGUUAUCUGAUCAAGUUACAUAAUUUUUCCUUCUUUUCUAUGUUUUGCAUAGUAUAUUAAAGUACAUAGCAAAAUUCUUGUGUGACUUUAUUAAAUUAAUAGAUGUACAUGUGUAAAUGUUGUGUAUAUAUGAUUUUCUCUGUCCCCCCCCCCCCAAUAAAUUUUUAAAGCAUUUUUGAUCAGGGAUGUUGAAAUUUGAAAUGUCUGAAUUUUAUCCGUAAGGCUUUUCAUCCAGUUCCUUGUUUCUGUGUAUGCAAUACCAUCUGAAUUACUAAAAUAUUUUAUGUGUAAAAUUUGUGAACUAGGAAACAGUAAAAUAAUUUUUGUAAAUACUGGUA